AUGUGCCCAGAAGAAGACACAUUCGAUUGUUAUUACUUGGGGAACACUGAGUCUGUGUGGAAUGAAGAAGGUCUAGUGAUCCUCCACUAUGUUGUGGCAGAUGGGAACUCAACCAGAAGUCCUGGAACGGAAGACCUUCUUUGUAGAGAUCCUGGAAAAAUUUGUGCAGCUACCACCACACAGUCAAGGCACAGGGGUCACUUCUCUCGGUGCCCCAAGGAAUACAAACAUUACUGCAUCAAAGGGAGAUGCAGGUUCCUGGUAGCUGAGCAGACGCCCUCCUGUAUUUGUGAUGAAGGUUACACUGGAACAAGAUGUGAGAGAGUUGACUUGUUUUACUUAAGAGGAGACAGAGGACAGAUCCUGGUGAUUUGUUUAAUAGCACUUAUGGUAAUUUUUAUCAUCCUGGUGGUCAGUGUUUGCACAUGCUGUCAUCCUCUUCGGAAACGUCGUAAAAGAAGGAAGAAGGAAGAAGAAAUGGAAACUUUGAGUAAAGCUACAACUCCGUUCGAUGAAAAUAUUCAAGAGACUAAUAUUGCUUAA
Chrysochloris asiatica (Cape golden mole) is the source of this 543-nucleotide messenger RNA. It is a transcript of the gene BTC, whose product is annotated as betacellulin. Gene Ontology annotation, biological process: positive regulation of cell population proliferation; positive regulation of mitotic nuclear division; epidermal growth factor receptor signaling pathway. Lineage: Eukaryota; Metazoa; Chordata; Mammalia; Afrosoricida; Chrysochloridae. Bases 1 to 543 code for a protein of 180 amino acids. The transcript is spliced from 5 exons. The record is from RefSeq and is a predicted model, not a curated record.